CAUCAAAUCAGAGAUGCCAUUCCUUCAGAUCUCCUCAUUCAUAAUGAAGAACACGAGUCUACUUUCUCUUUCAUUUUACACAUCGUACUUUCACUUUCACUGACUAAGAUUUCAGAAAAUCACGAUUUUUAAAAGGAACUGCCAAGUUGUGUUAAGAUGGAUGGGUACAAGGUUUAUUUAAACUGACAAAGUUGUUACAGAUUUCGAUUGAGAAACAUGGUGCUAGUUUUCUUCUGUGGAGAUAACCAAGACGAGAAGACACUUUUAUUGAAAGAUUUCAAAAAAGCAACAAAGAGGAAACCAGAACUUAUACCGGAAGUACACAGCAGACAGGAAAGAAGGAAUGGAGGACAAGACAAAACCGUUCAGUACUGGGAAAACAUCAUAGAACAACACCAUGAACAGCUUCAACAGUGCCAUGGUAACGAUACCAAAGUUUAUGUAGUUAUUUAUGGGAUCAUUGAUAUCUUAGCUGACGCGAUAGUCUCCCUUGAUGGAGAUAGUUUUCAGAAUCUCCUCGAUAGAGGCAGUAAAGUUGACCAGUUAGUUCAACAAUGUCAGUCUUCCAUAGUGUUCCUGUUACCAUACCAACAAGAAAUCCGUAGUAAUGGCCGAGCAAGUACCAACCAAGACCGAUUCCACAGACAUAACCGUUCGACAGCAACAGGAAGUCGACAAGAUGAACAGACUGAGAAAUACCACAAAAUCAUAGCAAUGUAUUCCAUACCUUAUUUAAAACUCGGUUAUUGUGAAACAGGUACACCUGAACAGUUCAAAGAUGACACCUCGUUGAAUAAUAUCAAUACCAAUGAAUCAAGGAUUGAGCUUAUUAAAUAUGCUGUCAAAAAAUACAUUUUCCCUCUUGAUACUUCACGUUUUCGGAAGAAGGACAAGAAGAAGCCUAAUAAAUAUGGAACUACCGAAGACAGUGAUCACGUGACAACAAACUUCCUGUUUAUCAAACCAAUGAGAAAGAACGACGAAAGAAUUGCUAUACGAACUAUAGACAUAAAAGAAGACACGUAUACAAAUGACUGGGUCAUCAUUCAGAGAGGACGUACAAACAGAUUUAUGACAAAAUAUCCAUACGCGAGGGAAAAAAUAGUUCAGCUAUAUUUUAAUGUUAGCGUUCGGACUGAAAUUGUCAAGAAAAUGCUUAUGGGCAUGAUUACUGUUAACGGUAUGAAUUAUGCAUUUCUUGGUUGCAGCAGCGAAGGACUAAAGCAUAGGAAAUGUUUUAUGUGGCAGGGAACACAACAGGAAGUGACGUCGAUUAUUCAACAUAAUGGCGACUUUGAUCAAAAUGUCGUUUCAAAAAGAAUGGCGAGAUUCGGGCUUCUUUUUUCGGAAGUGAUGAUGACAAGCAUGGAGAUUCAAAGCGAUCAAAUCAUAUUCGAAGAUGAUAUUGAGAGUGAUUGUAAACGAUAUAACUUUACUGAUGGAUGUGGAUCGAUAGGUUUGGAAAUAGCACAGAGUGUGACCGCCGAAAUAAACCGAAUAGAUAACACGGACAUAAAAACACCACCGUCUGUAUUCAAAAUACGCUUGCAAGGUUAUAAAGGUGUUUUGACAUUGUGCAAAGAAAUAAAGGGACACACUAUAAAAAUUAGGCCAUCAAUGAUAAAAUUCGAAACUUCAGCACAUCCUCGGCUUGGUAUUUGUGAAUAUUCAAAGCCAUUUACAUUUGGACAUUUAAAUCAGCAAUACAUUGCCCUUUUGUCUGGGCUUGGUGUUCCAGAUGAGAUUUUUACAGACUUUCAGACUGCACAGUUUGAACGUUUGCGGGAGAUGACUGUUAAUUUAGAAGCCACCAUUUGCAUUCUUCAGUGGCAGAAGAAAUCAGACUUAGCCAGAGUUGUUAUUGACCUUGGGAAGAUGAAUUUGUUGCCGCCUGAAGAUAUGAAAGAACUCAGGAAACUGCAAGCACAGCUUGCCAUCAGUAAAAAGUCAAAGCACAUUAGAAUAGUUGUACCGAAAUCAAGAUAUAUUUUUGGUGUGUGCGACCCAUAUGGCAUUCUAGAAUAUGGAGAAUGUUAUGUUCGAGUAACUGCAACCACCAGCGGUCAUGUAAAGAACGUAAGCGGCCCAGUUGUUGUUUGUAAGUCACCUUGUUAUCUCCUUGGUGACAUCCGUGUAUUAAGAGCAGUUUCAGACAUGGAUAAACCAGAGUUAUCAAAAUUAAGUCAUUUAGUUGAUUGUAUUGUUUUUCCAAUACGAGGCGCACGACCCCACCCAAAUGAGACAGCAGGAUCAGAUUUAGAUGGUGACAUGUUUUUUGUUUGUUGGGACGAAAAUUUGAUUCCUGCCGUAACACGCCAACCGUACGAUUACCCGGCAGCUCAGUCGAAACCAGAAGGUCGUGUUACAGUGGAAAAAAUGAUUUCAUACUUCUCUAAGCAGAAUGAAGCACAAUUCAUGACUAAUACAGUCGCAAAAUAUAUCCGAGCAUGGUCAGAUAGAGAAGGUAUGAUGUCAGAAAAAUGUGCUCAACUCGGGAUGAUGUUUUCAAGAGUAAUUGAUGCGGCAAAAACUGGAGCGCCGAUUGGGAUCCCAAAAGCAUUGCAACCACCAGAUGACAACCCAUCUAAACGGAAGUUUAUAUGGCAAACAAUGGAGGAAAAUGCUGAAAAGUUCAGGGAAGCCUUCAGACAUGGUUUUGUGUCUGAAUUCAUGUCACACCUUGAUUCCACCAAAAACCUAGAUGAGAGUUCUAAUUUAAGACAUAAUUUGCCAGAUCUACCUGAUGAUUUAGUACAGGAAAUAUUAGACGAACAUCAGUCUAAGAUUAAAGAAUUCGACAAAUUUCGUUUUGCAUGGAUUCAAGCAGAAAAUGUGAAUAUUUCUGACGAGGACAUUUGUGAUUUAUUCGUCAGUAAGUAUGGACAAUACAUUGACUUUUCACAGUUCUCUUUGGAGGAGAAGAGAUAUGCAUCAAAUCUAGGGGUACCAAAGGAUAUCAUUCAAAAUUCUAUGAGAAGGUCCGAGUUGCUGAAAAAAGAUGAUUUAGAAUGGUUUAACAUGCACUCCUCAAGAACUCCAUGGAAAUUUUAUUACGAAAAAGAAAAUUCUGAAAUGAACUGGAAACAUUUAGUGAAAGCCAUUACCAAUUAUGACAAUUCAUGUGUUAUGUUAGGAUUGCCCGAUAAAAUCGUUGUUGUAUUACAAUUUCUGUACAAGCCACAGCAAGGAAUGGAACAAUAUAUAUCCCCUGGUUCCAUUUCUGCAGUGUUUUUUUCAAAGAAUUUUGGAUAUAAGUACAGGUACACAGUUGGUGAAGAUUACUACAUGGAUUUGACUGACGAUACAUUACAGAUAUAUCGCAACAGAGAACGUAACCAAACCUUUGUUUUCCUGAAGGCGUCAGAUCUUAGAAAAAUCAGAGGAAAAUUGUGUUGUGAGGAGAACAGAAAUGCCUUGAGUGUAGACUUAUCUCGAUUUUACAGGAAUAUUUACAGUAAUGAACGGCCACAUCCGUUACUCAACAAAACUCUUCUGACUACAGUUGAGGUUUUUGUUCGAAAUGAUGAUCCAGAAAAUCCAGCGUAUUAUGACGUCAUAGAUGCAUCCGGGGACUUUCCUUAUGAAGAACAAAUCGAUUUAGAAGAUCUCGACGAUAAGGAACAAUAUUUUGACAUUGAUGCAUUGUUAUAUCAAUCAAAUACAAGUAUUCAAGUUCACGUAAUCACGGAAGAGAUUCUGGUUCAUCUUAAGCUGGCAGCAGAUCGGUGCAACAUGUAUGACUUCGAACAUCUUCUUUCCAAAAUGAAUUUCGAUGAUCAAGAAACUAAUAAUACUGUUGUUGAUCUGUUUGUUUUAUUGUUGGUUAAUUUCAUUCACAAGACAACUGGACGGCAUGUACCUGUGAAAAUUAAUGAAAGUCUUCAGUUUUCUGCUUCUAUUAAUCAUAUUGCAAAAGACACAAUGAAAAGACUUAACAUUGCUGAAUUGCUGUGCAGACUGAAUCUUCAAAGUGUUGCAGGACAAUUUUUAUAUAUUGACGAAAAUGAAGUGACAGUUCAGAGAUUCCUUGAAAUAUUAAACCAUUGGCAACUCUUUUGGUACAUUGGUAUGGAUAUUGCUUUGCAGUUUAUAAACGGAUUAACUAAAAUGGCUUUAAAGCACAAUUUGACAUCGAAACUUUCAAACGAUCAAAGUCUGAAACUGAAGUAUAUCGUACACUUCAGCAGACUCCACUGUCUAGAACUUAUCCUCUCUAUGAACAAAUUACGAAAACAGUUAGAGCAGAAUCCUUUGAAUAGUUUGAACCCUGGCGGUGUGAGUAACCUUAAACUUGACAAACAUCAGGACUACAACCUGGAAGGAGAUACCGAUCACGCUGAAGUUGUAACUUUAUACAGAUCAAAUGCCCUCAGUUACAUUCCAAAGAUAUAUGAAGGUCAGUUUGUAACGUUAGUCAGACAUCGUGAUACAGAUAAAAAUCUUCACUGCACAUCGUACGCAUUGAUUGGACAAGUGAUAAAAGUUACACUGGCGCCAUUUUUCGUUGAGGUAAAAGUUUUUGGUAGACUCCCAGAUACAGUUCAACAAUCUCAGGGCGCCGAACGACUUCAACAAUCCCAGGGCGCCGAACGACUUCAACAAUCUCAUGGCGCCGAACGACUUCAAUUGUGGAAGAUUGAUGUAAUUUCAAACAUAAUUACAUACCAGCGUAUUAUUAAAGCUUUACAAAUUAUGGGAAAAGACAUUGACAAGAAUGUAAAAGUACCUCUCUUCUCGCUUUUAACGUUUCCCGGAUUUCAUCCUGAAACGUCACCACUUCACAAUGAACAAUUAUGUAAGGAUGCAAUAUCACCUGCAUUGAAAUAUGCAAAUGCGUCAUUUUAUCAAAGGGAUGUAGGAAGUUUCGAAUUUUCCACAGAGUGCAUCGACAAACAAAAACUUGCCAUAGAAACAGCACUAAAGGAAACUGUGUGCUGUAUCACGGGACCGCCAGGCACGGGCAAAACUUCAGUUGCCUGUGGUAUCAUUGAAAAGCUGGUGAGGCUGGAAAGGUACAAACAUCUACUCAUUAUAGCAGAAACAAACAUAGCUAUAGAUAAUAUAGCACGAAAAUUACGAAAUGAAGAAUUCAUCGUGAGGGUAGGAACACAAGACGGAAUAGCACGAGAUUUGUACGAGAUUUCAUUAGAAGGACAAGCAAAUAGAAUAGCUACAUUGAAAGCAAGAAGUAUGACAAUCAAAGAUAAAUCUGGAAAGGAACAACGCAAUACGGAAUUAUAUUUGGAAGUUUUAGAAAAAGCAACCGUUGUACUUGCAACAUGUGCUUCUGUUGGUGAUAAUCUUCUAGCGAAGCUCAGAUUUGAUUUUGUUCUUGUCGACGAAGCUUCCGUUACUAAGGAAACGACUCUUCUUUGUAGUCUUGUUCAUGGAUGUAAACAUUUAGUUAUGAUUGGAGAUUCAAAGCAGCUUUCGCCAUUCGUGACACAAACACAUGAUUAUAUAACUGAAGAAUCUACAGAUCUACCAAACGUUUCAUAUUUGUCAAAUACACUUUUCCACAGAUUGAACAAAUAUAAUGGAGUACCGAGUAUUACCCUACAUACACAGUAUAGAAUGCAUCCGGAACUUCUAAAAUUUCCGUCUCGUGAGUUCUAUGACAACCAGUUAUUGUCACACGAGUCAGUUAAAUGUUUCCCUCAUUUUGUUUUUAAAUGGCCAGAUUGGACGAAACCGAUAUGUUUCAUAGAUUCAACCGGUUACGAAAAAUCAAUUGGGUCUUCAUACAAUAACGAUGACGAAGCAAUAGUUGUUAACAACGUCAUAGAAACAUUACUUCGUGUCAGUGACAGAGAUGUAGAUGAGUCUUUAAAAAAGUAUGGAGGACAAAUAGAGACAUUAUCAGUAAAACAGAUCACCAUAUUGACGUUUUACCAAGGACAGGUCAAAUGUAUCAAGGACAAAUUGAAAGCUCGCGGUGUAUGCGUCAAUACAGUAGAUGGUUACCAGGGAUGUGAAAAUGACGUCAUAGUAGUGUCAACCGUUCGAUCAAACAAACAAGGUAUACUGGGGUUUUCCGACGACAGAUGUAGACUUAAUGUUCUUUUAACCAGGGCGAGGUUUGGUUUGAUAGUUGUAGGGAACAGCGAGACACUGAAAAAGUCAGAGAUUUGGACAAGAUGGUUUCAUGCGUACGAUGCCCCUAUACUUAGUUCACAAGAGUUCAGCACGAUGUCGGUGACACAGCCGACAUUUACAAGGAAGUACGAGAAGCCUUAUACAAAGAGCGUAUCUGGGAAGAAAACGCGACAAAAAAUAAAUUUUCGACAUUAAUCCAAAGUUUGUGAACUGCAAUUUAUAUUUUAUGUCUUUGAAAAAAACUGUACAUGCAUACAUGCAUGAUUUUAGGUUUACGUACAAUUUUGUUAAUCCGUUGAUCGAGAAUAAAAGAAAAAAUGAAAAGUCUUGA
Molecule: messenger RNA, 6427 nt
Organism: Mytilus californianus (California mussel)
Lineage: Eukaryota; Metazoa; Mollusca; Bivalvia; Mytilida; Mytilidae
Exons: 3
Coding region: 217-6291 (2024 amino acids)
Biological process (GO): siRNA processing
Cellular component (GO): nuclear RNA-directed RNA polymerase complex
Molecular function (GO): RNA-directed RNA polymerase activity; helicase activity
Source: RefSeq, a predicted model, not a curated record